GUGAAUAAGGUUAAAUUGCAAAAGCCAUAAACAAGAAUUGAAUUGAGGUUAAAUUCGAGAGUUUAUUUUUGUAUGAAAUAAAUAAAAUACUUCAAAAUAGCUCACAUUUCGAUUAAAUUAUUUAAUAAUAUUUAAAUGGAAGGCACAGACAAAAGGCCACAAUUUGGAAAUAGAUUAUUGGAAAAUGUGGACGAAGUCUUCAAACAUAACGCUUGGUACUGUGUUCAACAUUGUUACUCGAUAUUGUAAAACUGUAAAACGUAAUGAUAGAAAUGUAAAAGUGGAAUUGGAAGCUACGAGAUAUAGAAAGAAACCCCCUGGCGGGAACCGUUUUUUAACUGACAGGAAACUUCUAUAUCAAUUUAAUGCUUGGGAUAAUGUUGAAUGGGAUGCUGAACAAGAGAAGGUGGCAGCAGAUAAAGUGCAACAGAAUUCUGUAGUUACAUUCUCAGAGGAUUAUUUAAAAGAUUUAGGGGAAAAUGCUGAUAAACACUGGGAUACAUUUUACAAUAUUCAUCAAAACAGAUUUUUCAAAGAUCGUCACUGGCUUUUUACCGAAUUCCCUGAACUUGCCCCUGAUAAUAGCUCUGCACCAGUAAGAGUAUUUCCAAAAAGUGAGCCUAGUAACCGACAAUAUAAUGAAAUUGAUGAAGAAGGAAUUGUAAGCACAGAUAAAGGGAAUAGUACAAGUAAUAUAAAUACAAACUACAGUAGAACAAAACGUUCUAUAUUCGAAAUUGGUUGUGGCGUAGGCAACACAAUUUUUCCAAUACUACAAUACAGUCAAGAUCCUGACUUAUUUAUAUAUGGCUGUGAUUUUUCAUCAAAAGCAAUAGAGAUUAUGAAACAAAAUGAGUUAUAUGACACCAAGAGAUGUGAAGUAUUUGUACUUGAUGCAACAUGUAAUGAAUGGGCGGUGCCAUUUGAAGAAAAUACUUUGGAUAUAAUUGUGCUUAUUUUUGUUUUGUCAGCUAUAGACCCAGCAAAGAUGCCGAUCGUCAUAAACCACAUAUAUAAAUAUUUGAAACCAGGAGGUUUGGUGGUAUUUAGAGACUAUGGUAAAUAUGACUUAGCCCAAUUAAGAUUCAAGAAGGGUCGCUGCAUAUCGGAUAGCUUUUACGCACGUGGAGAUAACACGAUGGUCUAUUUUUUUACGCAAGAUGAAAUUCGUAAGCUAUUCAAAAAUGCUGGAUUCAUUGAAGAGCAAAACUUAAUAGACAGACGACUUCAAGUGAAUAGAGGCAGAAUGCUGACAAUGUAUAGAGUAUGGAUACAAGCGAAAUAUCGUAAACCUUUAUAACUUUAGGUAUUUUCAAUAAGCAUAAUGUCUUCAUAUAUAUAUUUCUUGUGUGCGCGUGUAUGUCACUGAACUCCUCCUAGACGGCUGGACCGAUUUGAAUGAAUUUUUUGGUAUACAUUU
Pararge aegeria (speckled wood butterfly) is the source of this 1420-nucleotide messenger RNA. It is a transcript of the gene Mettl2, whose product is annotated as methyltransferase-like protein. The record is from RefSeq and is a predicted model, not a curated record. Bases 185 to 1300 code for a protein of 371 amino acids. Lineage: Eukaryota; Metazoa; Arthropoda; Insecta; Lepidoptera; Nymphalidae. Gene Ontology annotation, molecular function: tRNA (cytidine-N3)-methyltransferase activity. The transcript has 4 exons.